AUGCAACAGACAAAUAGCGAACAGCUUCGCGUCAUGUAUAACUCGAACGCCAUGAUGCAACCGUACAUGCUGUCUCAAUCGAUGUUUUCGCGUCCGACGACUCCUAGCUCAGCUGAGGCAACGGAAGAGGAGCCGGUGUACGUAAAUGCCAAGCAGUAUCAUCGUAUUAUGAUUCGUCGUCAACAGCGAGCGAAGCUUGAGGCAAAGCUUGGAAACAAUCGCCAACGCAAGGCAUAUUUGCACGACUCUCGUCAUAAACACGCCAUGCGGCGGCCGCGUGGCCCUGGAGGUCGAUUUCUCACCAAGGAUGAGAUUCAAGGUUUAAAAGAUGGCACAAUGGUGUUUGAAGACUUGCCGCGAAAGGCUGCCCCUAAGCUGCAGUAG
Molecule: messenger RNA, 384 nt
Organism: Plasmopara halstedii
Lineage: Eukaryota; Oomycota; Peronosporomycetes; Peronosporales; Peronosporaceae
Product: ccaat-binding transcription
Exons: 3
Coding region: 1-384 (127 amino acids)
Biological process (GO): regulation of transcription by RNA polymerase II
Molecular function (GO): DNA-binding transcription factor activity, RNA polymerase II-specific; RNA polymerase II cis-regulatory region sequence-specific DNA binding
Source: RefSeq, a predicted model, not a curated record